GGUGAGGAGGCGUGGCCGGCCGAGGAAGCCGGGGGCCAGCGGCCGCCGGGCGUCGGGGUCCUGGGCCCGGGGAGAGCGAAGGGGUCGGGCGGGCCCCGGAGGCCAUUGCAGUUGGUGAUGUUCUCUCCUCUUUGAAGGAGUUCUUUGAAGAAAAAUGUGCUCCUUGAAUCAACUGCAGUCUCUCCACUACAUAAGAACUCUUAAGGGUACUAGCAGAAUAGAAGCAAAUGAAACUGAAAGCUCAUCUGCAGCUCAGAAAAACAAAGACAUGGAAUUUUAAAGAGUGAAGGUAGCCUGGUGUCGGCCAUGGGUGAUCAAGACACAGCCAGACAAUGUGGACCAAUUUCUUCAAACUACGGCUUUUCUGCUGUCUGCUUGCAGUGUUGAUGGUGGUGGUGCUGGUCAUCAAUAUUACUCAGGUAGAGUACUUGGACCAUGAGACUGUUUCAGCCACAUUCAUCGACAGCAGUGGGCAGUUUGUUUCCUCCCAGGUGACGAGAAUUAGCCGGAAUCCCUACUGUGGCUAUGAUCAGCAGACCCUGUCCAGCCAGGAGCGCAUGGAGGAGGACUCCUUGCUGGCGGCCUUGCACGGGCAGGUUCCAGAUGUGGGCCCAGUCCCCUUUGUGAAGAGCACUGACCCUUCUUCCAGCUACUUUGUUAUCUUGAACUCUGCUGCCUUCUUUAAGGUGGGAAGCCAGCUGGAGGUACUGGUUCAUGUACAGGAUUUUCAAAGAAAGCCCAAGAAGUAUGGUGGAGACUACCUGCAGGCCAGAAUUCACUCCCCCAAGCUGCAGGCCGGGGCUGUGGGCAGGGUGGUGGACUACCAGAAUGGGUUUUACAAAGUUUUCUUUACUUUGCUAUGGCCAGGCAAAGUUAAAGUGUCCGUAUCUCUGGUCCACCCCAGUGAAGGGAUCAGAGUUCUUCAGCACUUACAGGAAGAUAAACCAGACAGGGUCUAUUUCAAGAGUCUCUUCCGUUCAGGAAGAAUUUCUGAAACUACUGAGUGCAACGUGUGUCUUCCUGGGAAUCUGCCCCUGUGUAACUUUACAGACCUCUACACUGGGGAGCCCUGGUUCUGCUUCAAACCAAAGAAGCUCCCUUGCAGUAGCAGAAUUACCCAUUUCAAAGGUGGAUACCUGAAGGGUCUCCUAACUGCUGCAGAGAGUGCAUUCUUCCAGAGUGGUGUCAAUAUCAAAAUGCCAAUCAACUCCAGUGGACCUGAUUGGGUAACUGUGAUUCCCAGGAGAAUAAAAGAGACUAAUAAUCUAGAACUAUCUCAAAGCUCAGGAACUUUUCCUUCUGGGUAUUAUUAUAAAGACCAGUGGAGGCCCAGAAAGUUUAAGAUGCGUCAGUUUAAUGACCCUGACAACAUUACAGAGUGCUUACAAAGAAAAGUGGUGCAUUUAUUUGGGGACUCAACAAUCAGGCAAUGGUUUGAAUACCUUACUACGUUUGUUCCAGAUUUAGUGGAGUUUAACUUGGGUAGUCCCAAGAACGUGGGCCCCUUCCUUGCAGUGGACCAGAAGCACAACAUCCUGCUCAGAUACCGCUGCCACGGCCCGCCCAUCCGCUUCACCACCGUCUUCAGCAGUGAGCUCCGCUACGUGGCGAAUGAGCUGAACGGCAUCGUGGGAGGGAAGAACACGGUGGUCGCCAUAGCCGUGUGGUCUCACUUCAGCACCUUCCCCUUGGACGUGUACAUCCGGCGGCUCAGGAACAUCCGUCGAGCGGUGGUUCGGCUCCUCGAUCGGAGCCCGAAGACGGUGGUGGUCAUCCGGACGGCCAAUGCCCAAGAGCUGGGGCCUGAGGUGAGCCUUUUCAACAGCGACUGGUACAACUUUCAGCUGGACACCAUUCUUCGGAGGAUGUUCUCAGGGGUCGGAGUAUAUCUUGUGGAUGCCUGGGAGAUGACCCUGGCCCAUUACCUCCCACACAAGCUGCACCCUGAUGAAGUUAUCGUGAAGAACCAGCUGGACAUGUUCUUGUCCUUUGUGUGCCCCUUCGAGACCUAGCCUGUCCUGGAAGGGACUGGAGGAAUCAUAUUCAGUGACCUUCUCAAUUGACCUGAGCUACAGAAAGUGGCCCCAGUGAGAGACGACUGCCGUGAAUAAGUAUAACAUUUCAAAAGAGCAGGACUUUAUAUGAGGAGCUUAGAAAAUGCAGGUCACAUUUAUAUCUACCUAUAGGAUUUUAUCCAAUCUUGACUUAGCCGUGGUAGAACUCUUAUUAACAGCAUCUGUACACUGUAUUGCUCUUGUAACCAAAGAUGCUAAUGAGUGUAUUUGAAUUAGCUUCUUCUGGGAGGGGCGAUUACUUUGCUAAAGACUAUGAAACGUGUUCUGAUGGAAGGGACAAUGGCAGAGUGUUUGUAGCUUAUCUGGUAAAGGGAAUCGAGUGCAUCUGCAUGAGUAGCACAAGCAGUCCGUCUUCUGGGGGUCAGUCGGAGGAAGCUUGCGGUCAGAGGCUUUUGCACUGAAGACUGCUGCAUCUCAGGAGUUUCUCUUGAUGAUCUACCUUUUCUGAAUUACUUGAAAAGGCCAGUGUACUUGGUUCGAAUUUUAUAGUGAGAAUAUUUGCAAUUUCCUGCUUUUAUCUAGAAAAGAAGCAAAAGGGAAAUAAGCAGUAUGUAUAAAAUCUGUGUUUGGAAUUAAUAUUUGCAUUUGGUGAUUGUUUUUUAUUUGAUCCAGCUAAAUUUUAUGUGUUGAAUACUUACUCUAGAAUAAUUACUUUUGGAACUGGAAGGGGAAAUCUGUAAACAGAAAUUUAUUUUUAUGUUCUGAAAUUUGAGGGUUUUAAGAAUUGACUUUUAUGUAAUGAAUGCUAUUGUAUUAUAAAGCUGUGAAAGUUUUUCCC
This is a messenger RNA of Saimiri boliviensis boliviensis (Bolivian squirrel monkey), 2853 nucleotides long. Lineage: Eukaryota; Metazoa; Chordata; Mammalia; Primates; Cebidae. The record is from RefSeq and is a predicted model, not a curated record.